CCAAUCCCUAGAUUUUCACCCAAUCCCCAGAUUUUCACCCAAUCCCCAGAUUUUCACCCAAAAUCCCUAGAUUUUCACCCAAUCCCCAGAUUUUCACCCAAUCCCCUAGAUUUUCACCCAAUCCCCAGAUUUUCACCCAAUCCCCAGAUUUUCACC
This is a messenger RNA of Lottia gigantea (owl limpet), 156 nucleotides long. RefSeq lists its product as hypothetical. The record is from RefSeq and is a predicted model, not a curated record. The transcript has a single exon. NCBI's taxonomy places the organism in Eukaryota, Metazoa, Mollusca, Gastropoda, Lottiidae. The annotation marks the transcript as partial.